AUGCUUGUUAUUACUUUACUUGGUUUUUUGGUUCCAAUUCUACAAGCUUCAUCCCGAUGUUCAGCUCCAAAUGCGACGACAUAUCUCCGUUCGGAGGGAACUCGUCUCAUGGAAUUCUCCACAAAAGUCAUGAAAGAUGUCACUUUGAAUGAGUGCGCCACUGCUUGUUCCAAUUCUUUGGCGACUGAAGAAUGUCUCUCCUUCGAGUACGAUGCAUCACUUCUCCAAUGCUCACAUCAUUCAGACGAUGGUCAACCAUUUGGAGCAUCUGUUCUAGCAAAAGCGUCACAAACUAUCUCGUUUUUUCAGCAAAUUUGUCUACUUGAUGAAGCCGUGUGCAAUGCCCCGUAUUCAUUCGAAAGAUAUCCUCAAUCCGUUCUAAUUGGUCAUGCAAUGAAAGUUCUCACUGUCGAUGGCCUAUCUGAUUGUCUCUCGAAAUGUGCUCUAUCCCAGAAAUCCUACAAUUUCCUGUGUAAAUCUGUGAUCUACUACUACGAAACAGGAGAAUGUAUUAUGAAUCGAGACAGCAAAUUCAUCUAUCCAAAGUUAUUCAAAACGAAUAUUCUGGACACUUUGGUCGAUUAUUUCGAGAAUAAUUGUGCAGAUGUAUCAUGUCGUGCUGAAGAGACACUUCACUGGAUCCGAACUGAAGAAUAUCUUAUCGAUGAGUCAAAAGACGUCAUUGUUGAAAGUUCGGACGCUCAAGAAUGCAACCAACUCUGCCAAAAUAAUAAAAUUGGAGAAGAACGAUUCCCCUGUAAGGCUUUCGCCUACAGUAAUUCAAAACAAGAGUGUCAUUUGACGGCGGAGAGCAGUUAUGUGGGACAUAAAGGCGACAAGAGAUUCAAUUUGGCUCCGUUGAACAGUGGAGAGUACUUUGAGAAGUAUUGCUUGCCAACAAACCUUCAAUGUAUAGAAGCAAGUUUUGAGCUUGUUGCAAAUCGAAUGAUGACGAGUGCAUACAAAACACUUCCAGCACUUUCACAGCAUGAAUGUCUCAGUCAGUGUAUGAAAGAUGGAGCAAGAUGUUCGAGUGCCACGUAUUUUUAUAUGGAUGAUGAAUGCCAACUAUCUGACAUUUCUCAAUUCUCUCGUCCAAACGAGUUUGUCGUCGCCAAUUUCACUGAUUAUUUCGACAAAAUCUGUGACCCAACAGACCCGAAAGUGAUGAUAACUACACCAGAAACACCUCCACAGCUGAUUCAAAACAGUGUUGAUGAGGAGACAACUUCCGAGAGAAGCGUUGCUCAGGGAGCCGCGAACUUCGAAGUGGCCACGACCGGAAAUAGUGUGGAGUUUGAAGAUGAUAAUCUACUGAAAGAUAAUCAAGCAGUCGAGGCGAUUCAUGGAGUCACAACUUCAAAAAAUAUGGGUGAAAGGAGAGAAACAAAAGUGGAGGUGGAGGGGACUGUGAUAGAUGAUGCAGAUGAAUUCUCGAAAGAAGUUGACGAUGCAAGAGAAGAAUCUCCGUUGACGUCAUCUGAAGAAUCAGAAGGAAGAGUGAAAGCGAGGUUGUCGACGGAGUGUAGAAUGUCCGGGAUUUCGGUAUCGAUCAAGUUUGCUGCAGCGACUUCUGGAACGAUCUAUAUAAAGGACCACUUCUCAAGUUGCCGUCAGCCAUUCUCCAACACCACAUUCGCUGAACUUCAUAUUCCAUUCCCGACUGAAGAUGACUCAAAGUGUGGAGGAAUUGAAUCAGAACCACAUAAAUGGGAUUACAAUGUAGUUGUGGAGAGAAAUGAUAUGAAGACUCCAUCUCUGGUGACAACAAAAGAUAAAACAUUUCAAGUCACUUGUGACUUUUCGAAGAUUGCGGAUAAGAAUCAGUUGGCGGCGUUGAAACCAAAAGUUGAGGGAGACCUGAAAAGUGAGAAGAUUCUGAUGGAGAUUGUUCGAAAUGGACAGGCAGUCACGACAGUACCACUUGGAGCAGAAGUUUCGUUGAGAUGGACAGUAAUCGAUCACUCUGAAAACCUUGGAUUCUUCAUCAACGAGUGCAUCGCUGAACGUGUUGGAGGACAGCCCCCACACCCGGAACCUCUGAAAAUCAUCUAUCAAGGGUGCCCAGAAGAGAAAGUUCGUAACCGACUGCUCCAUGAUCCAGUUCUCAAGAAAGAUGACGUGUAUUCUACAAAAAUGAAAGUAUUCCGAUUCGAUGGAUCCCGUAGAGUUCGUAUCAAAUGCUCAAUUGAUGUCUGUGUGGAAACAUGUCCUCCGCCGAAAGCACAAGAGAGUCAAUUAGAGUAUCAGCGAGAGAAUUAG
Messenger RNA from Caenorhabditis remanei, 2262 nucleotides. RefSeq lists its product as uncharacterized. The record is from RefSeq and is a predicted model, not a curated record. NCBI's taxonomy places the organism in Eukaryota, Metazoa, Nematoda, Chromadorea, Rhabditida, Rhabditidae. The transcript is spliced from 13 exons. Bases 1 to 2262 code for a protein of 753 amino acids.